UACAGCAAAUAUCUGCACACACACAACUGACUAACCAGACUGUACAAACCCCCCACCACUCAUAAACAGUCCCCGCCGUCCCUCGCCGCCUCCUAUUUAACCCGCGAUUGUGCAAUCAGGUCACUUUUGUUGUGCUUUUACGUCUACAAGUUUUGUUUCUUUCGUGAUCCAAAAUGAGGGUGAGACACCACUGCUGCUGCCAGCGACCAUCCCCUUGUUGUCAGCGUCAACAAGAUACUCCUCCACCUCGACAAGAAUCUCCACAACAACCGGCACAACAACCGGAAACGCCUCCUUCCGUUGCGUUUUUGCUAGCUGUCUGCAGAGCAGGAGAUGCUGCUGCCCCUUCUGGAACUGCGAAUACAACCCCAGAAGCUCCUCCAGCACCCCGAGAACUGCCCCCCGUGCCUCCGCAUCACGGUUGCCAUUGUCAGAAGCAAGGUAAGGAUAGGCACCAUGGUAUGAAGAAACAUUGGGGUAAACGCAGCCACCACCAUGGGCAUAUGGGUGGUCAUGGAUGUAAGGGGCAUGGAGGACACAAACGUGGCCACAAGGGGCAUGGUGGUUGUGGAAGGCGCGAGGAAUAUGGGCACGGAUGUCAUGGAUAUGGGCAUGGAUGUGGACGUGAACAUGGACAUGGACAUGGACAUGGACAAUAUGGGUGGCGCUUUCCAUGCUAUUGAAUUGUAAAUCCUAUGGGUUUUUUUUAUUAUUGGGUACCUUAGAUUGUUAAUAAGGUGAAAUGGGGGACAAGGGUUCGUGAUUAGGUAUAUUAGGUAUAUUCGUAUAAAAUAAGAUAACACACAUUUAUAUUACAUAGUAUACUAUAUCUAUAAUAAAUAUUUUUUAUAUGUCU
Molecule: messenger RNA, 856 nt
Organism: Zophobas morio
Lineage: Eukaryota; Metazoa; Arthropoda; Insecta; Coleoptera; Tenebrionidae
Product: serine/threonine-protein phosphatase 1 regulatory subunit 10-like
Exons: 2
Coding region: 174-683 (169 amino acids)
Source: RefSeq, a predicted model, not a curated record